Molecule: messenger RNA, 4068 nt
Organism: Lagopus muta (rock ptarmigan)
Lineage: Eukaryota; Metazoa; Chordata; Aves; Galliformes; Phasianidae
Exons: 2
Coding region: 1038-2000 (320 amino acids)
Source: RefSeq, a predicted model, not a curated record
GAGGGCCCCGGUCCCUUUGUCACCACCCCGCGGAGCGACCCCUGUGUGCCUGCAGUGCCCACAGCACCUCUGUGCUUCUGUGCCCCCGUGAGGAAGCAGUGAGGGCCCCAGAUCCAAGGAGCCUGGUGCCCCAUGGAGCCCCACAGCACCUCUGUCAUUGCUGUGCCCCCCAUGAGGACCCUGUGAGGUCCCCAGAUCCAAGGAUCCCCAGUGCUUCAUUGAACCCUGCAGCACCUCUGUCCUUUCUGUGCCCCCCUUUGAGGUCCCCAAAUCCAAUGAUCCUGGUGCCCCAUGGAGCCCCACAGCACCCACAGCACCUCUGUUCUUGCUGUGUCCCCAUGAGGACCCUGUGAGGUCCCCAGAUCCAAUGAUCCUGGUGCCUCAUGGAGCCCCACAGCACCUCUGUUCCUUUCUAUGCCCCCCAUGAGGCCUUUGGACCCUUUGAGGUCCCCAGAUCCAAUGAUCCUGGUGCCCCAUGGAGCCCCACAGCACCCACAGCACCUCUGUCCUUUCUGUGCCCCCCAUGAGGCCUUUGGACCCUUUGAGGUCCCCAGAUCCAAUGAUCCCCAGUGCCCCAUGGAGCCCCACAGCACCUCUGUGCUUUUGUGCCCCCAUGAGGAACCAGUGAGGGCCCCAGAUCCAAGGAUCCCCUGUGCCCCAUGGAGCCCCACAGCAUCCACAGCACCUCUGUCCUUCCUGUGCCCCCCAUGAGGCCUUUGGACCCUUUGAGGUCCCCAAAUCCAAUGAUCCUGGUGCCCCAUGGAGCCCCACAGCACCUCUGUCCUUUCUGUGCCCCCCAUGAGGCCUUUGGACCCUUUGAGGUCCCCAAAUCCAAUGAUCCCUGGUGCCUUCUGGAACCUCACAGCACCUCUGUCCUUUCUGUGCCCCCCAUGAGGACCCUGUGAGGUCCCCAGAUCCAAGGAUCCCCAGUGCUUCAUUGAACCCCACAGCACCCACAGCACCUCUGUCCUUUCUGUGCCCCCCAUGAGACAUUUGGACCCUUCAAGGUCCCCAGAUCCAAUGAUCCCUGGUGCCUCAUGGAGCCCCACAGCACCUCUGUCCUUCCUGUGCCCCCCAUGAGGUCUCUGGACCCUUUGAGCUCCUCAGUUCCAAUGACCCCCAAGUGCCUUCUGGAACUUGUUGUCCUUGUCCCCAUGGAUGGCGCAGUGCAGAUGCUGUGCUCCCCAUUCCUUCCCUGCCCCUCUGUGAACCCAGAGGACAACGUUCCUCAGACCUUUUUGUGUCCCCACUGUGUGACAGGAGCUCCUGGACCCCACAGACUCCAUCAGCCUCCCUUCUGCCAGGCAAUCUUUGCUCCUCUGUCCCCUGCAGUGCCUGCAGAGCAAAGAUCCCCAUUCUGUCCCUUAAUGAAGGAACCCCCAGCCAUGUCCCCAAGGCAGCUGUGUCCCCCCAAACCUCCCCUCCAUUCCCCAGCACAGCCUCCAAAUCCCUCCCUUCACCCCUCAACCAUCCCUUCUGUCCCCUGCAGUGCCUGUAGAGCAAAGAUCCCCAUUCUGUCUCUUAGGAAGGAACCCCCAGCCGUGUCCCCACAUCAUCCAUGUCCCCCACCAUCCCCAAACUCCUCUCCAUUCUCCAGCACAACCCCAAAAUCCCUCCUUUCACCCCCCAACCAUCCCUUCUGUUCCAUGCAGUGCCUGCACAGCAAGGAUCCCCAUUCUGUCACUCUAUCCCCUAAGGAAGGAACCUCUGGCCGUGUCCCCAAGGCAGCUGUGUCCCCCCAAACCUCCUCUCCAUUCUCCAUCACAACCCCAAAAUCCCUCCUUUCACCCCCCAACCAUCCCUGCAGUGCCUGCAGAGCAAGGAUCCCCAUUCUGUCUCUUAGGAAGGAACCCCCAGCCGUGUCCCCACAUCAUCCAUGUCCCCCCAAACCUCCCUCUCCAUUCCCCAGCACAACCCCAAAAUCCCUCCUUUCACCCCUCAACCAUCCCUUCUGUCCCCUGCAGUGCCUCCAGAGCAAGGAUCCCUGUUCUUUCCCCUAAAGAAAGAACUCCCAGCCGUGUCCCCACAUCAUCCAUGUCCCCCACACCCCCAAACCUCCUCUCCAUUCUCCAUCACAACCCCAAAAUCCCUCCCUUCACCCCCCAACCACCCCCUCUGUCCCCUGCAGUGCCUGCACGACAAGGAUCCCCAUUCUGUCAUUCUGUCCCCUAAAGAAGGAACCCCUGGCCAUAUCCCCACAUCAGCCGUGUCCCCCACACCCCCAAACCUCCUCUCCAUUCCCCAGCACAACCUCAAAAUCCCUCCUUUCACUCCCCAACCAUCCCUGCAGUGCCUGCAGAGCAAGGAUCCCCAUUCUGUCAUUCCGUCCCCUAAGGAAGGAACCCCUGGCCAUGUCCCCAAGGCAGCCGUGUCCCCCCAAACUCCUCUCCAUUCCCCAGCACAGCCCCAAAUCCCUCCUUUCACCCCCCAACCAUCCCUUCUGUCCCCUGCAGUGCCUGCAGAGCAAGGAUCCUCAUUCUGUCAUUCUGUCCCCUAAGGAAGGAACCCCCAGCCAUGUCCCCACAUCAUCCAUGUCCCCCACACCCCCAAACCUCCUCUCCAUUCCUCAGCACAACCCCAAAAUCCCUUCUUUCACCCCCCAACCAUCCCUUCUGUCCCCUGCAGUGCCUGCAGAGCAAGGAUCCUCAUUCUGUCCCCUAAGGAAGGAACCCCCAGCCGUGUCCCCACAUCAUCCAUGUCCCCCACCAUCCCCAAACCUCCUCUCCUUUCCCCAGCACAACCCCAAAAUCCCUCCUUUCACCCACCAACCAUCCCCUCUGUCCCCUGCAGUGCCUGCAGAGCAAGGAUCCCCAUUCCGUCAUUCCGUCCACUAAAGAAGGAACCCCCAGCCAUGUCCCCACAUCAUCCAUGUCCCCCCAAACCUCCUCUCCAUUCCUCAGCACAGCCCCAAAAUCCCUUCCUUCACUCCCCAACCAUCCCUGCAGUGCCUGCAGAGCAAGGAUCCCCAUUCUGUCUUUCCGUCCCCUAAGGAAGGAACCUCUGGCCAUGUCCCCAAGGCAGCUGUGUCCCCCCCAAACCUCCUCUCCAUUCCCCAGCACAGCCCCAAAAUCCCUUCCUUCACCCCCCAACCAUCCCUGCAGAGCAAGGAUCCCCAUUCUGUCCCCUAAGGAAGGAACCCCCCUGCCAUGUCCCCAGGGAGCCAUGUCCCCCACUGUCCCCAAACCUCCUCUCCAUUCCCCAGCACAACCCCAAAAUCCCUCCCUUCAUCCCCCAAACAUCCCCUCUGUCCCCUGCAGUGCCUGCAGAGCAAGGAUCCCCAUUCUGUCCCCUAAGGAAGGAGACCCCCUGCCACCCCCCAGCCACCCCCUUUGUCCCCUGCAGUGCCUGCACAACAAGGAUCCCCAUUCUGUCCCCUAAGGAAGGAAUCCCCAGCCGUGUCCCCAGGGCAGCCGUGUCCCCCCAAACCUCCUCUCCAUUCUCUAGCACAACCCCAAAAUCCCUUCUUUCACCCCUCAACCACCCCCUUUGACCCCUGCAGUGCCUGCAGAGCAAGGAUCCCCAUUCUGUCAUUCUGUCCCCUAAAGAAGGAACCCCCAGCCAUGUCCCCACAUCAGCUGUGUCCCCCCAAACCUCCUCUCCAUUCUCCAGCACAGCCCCAAAAUCCCUCCUUUCACCCCCCAACCAUCCCUUCUGUUCCAUGCAGUGCCUGCACAGCAAGGAUCCCCAUUCUGUCCCUUAAUGAAGGAACCCCCAGUCAUGUCCCCACAUCAUCCAUGUCCCCCACCAUCCCCAAACCUCCUCUCCAUUCCCCAGCACAACCCCAAAAUCCCUUCUUUCACCCCCCAACCAUCCCUGCAGUGCCUGCAGAGCAAGGAUCCCCAUUCUGUCCCCUAAGGAAGGAAACCCCAGCCGUGUCCCCACAUCAGCUGUGUCCCCCCAAACCUCCUCUCCAUUCUCCAGCACAGCCCCCAAAUCCCUUCCUUCACCCCUCAACCACCCCCUCUGUCCCCUGCAGUGCCUGCAGAGCAAGGAUCCCCAUUCUGUCAUUCUGCCCCCUAAGGGAGGAACCCCCAGCCGUGUCCCCACAUCAUCCAUGUCCCCCACACC